AUGCCCCUCAAGAGAUCUCGACUCUCUCCUGGAGACCCUCCGGAAGAAAACGACAGCAAUAGCAAGCAAUGGGAGGAUGCCAGGUGUCCCGUCUGCAUGGAACACCCCCACAACGCCAUCCUCCUGACGUGCUCGUCCCACGGCAGGGGCUGCCGCCCCUUCAUUUGCGACACGAGCUACCGCCACUCCAAUUGCUUCGACCAGUUCCGCAAGUCGUUUCUCAGCGAUGAUCCCGAGGCCUUGGACAAGCCGAAGCAGCUGGUCUGCCCUCUUUGCCGGGGCUCGGUCAGUGGGUGGGUUGUGGUCGAGCCGGCCCGGGAGUUGAUGAACGCUAAGGUAAGGAGCUGCGCAUCCGAGACGUGUGACUACAGUGGGAGCUACAAGGAGCUUAGGAGGCACGCGAGAUUGGUGCACCCGCUGGCAAGGCCCGCUGAUGUCGACCCGGAGAUGCAGCACAACUGGCGGAGGCUGGAGAGGGAGCGGGACCUGGGGGACCUGCUCAGUACCCUCCGUAUGUCCAUGGAAAACGAGAUAAACGAGGGCGGCUGGCUGAUCAUGUUUUUCCUUGUGAGGUUCAUUGGGCCCCCGAGAGGUUCGGACGGGUCAAGGGGCGGUGAUACCGUGAGGGCUUUGAGGAGGCUGUGGUAUGAUGGGGAAGCUGAGGAUGAGGGGGCCGGUGGUCAGGAGGAUGGGCCUGGGCCCAGCCGGUAUGUGAGGAGGCGUAGUAAUCCUGAUGCCACUGACUGA
Molecule: messenger RNA, 747 nt
Organism: Striga hermonthica
Lineage: Eukaryota; Viridiplantae; Streptophyta; Magnoliopsida; Lamiales; Orobanchaceae
Source: the annotation of a GenBank genome assembly